CUGCCUAUAGUGCCCUCUCUAGUGGUCCGCAGUCCCUGGUUCAACUACACCAGUGCCUCUUUUCACUGCGAGCCGCAGCACUCAGUUUCCACCCCCAAGGCAGGCUCACUCGCAUCAAGCGAGGCGACGUCUCCGAGGAAACCUUCUCUCCCCUCACGUCUUCUGGGGCAAAGGAAUAUGUGUCUAUAGGAUUGGCACAAUGCUGCGCGUCAUUGUUGAGUCUGCGAGUAGCAUCCCCAAAAGGAGUUUUGGGGUUCCAGAUCCAAUAGCUAGAGUUUUGUUUAAAGGCGAAAAAAAGAAAACAAAGACAAUAGACAAUGAUUUGAAUCCUGUUUGGAAUGAAGUACUUGAAUUCGACCUGAAGGGUAUUGCCUUGGACCCUUCCUCACAUAUAGACGUAGUUGUGAAAGACUAUGAAACCGUUGGAAAAGACAAAUUCAUUGGCUCUGCAAAAAUUUCCUUGAGAGAUCUAGCAAGUGGUCAGGCCACCUCCCUCCCAUUCAAGAAUGUUCCCCUGGUCAAUGAGAAACAGCAAGCCAUCGGGGCGGCCAUUAAUUUGGUCGUUGGGUACGAGCCCCCUGCUGGCACCUUUCCAAACUCCACCAACGACCGGCCUGAUGGGGAGGUGUCUUACGGGGACCCUGAUGGUGAGGAUGAGGAAGAGGGUGUGGAGAACACCGAGAAAGGUUUACAGCCGGGAAGUAAUCAGGGAGAGCCUGCCAGGCCGGGGCAGAACCCCAACCCAGGCCAGAAGACCACACGCCACAGCACCAAGAGACGCAGGGCCCUGGCCAACAAGCCUCAGGACUUCCAGAUUCGUGUCCGGGUUGUCGAGGGUCGACAACUUCCUGGCAAUAACGUCAGGCCGGUGGUGAAGGUGAAUGUGUGUGGAGAGACCCACAGGACACGAAUCAGAAGAGGAAAUAAUCCCUACUUUGACGAGAUGUUCUUCUACAAUGUCAACAUGCUACCCUCUGAGCUGUUCGACGAGAACAUCAUAUUUCGGGUCUACGAUUCCCACUCCCUCAGAGCAGACAGCUUAAUGGGAGAGUUCAAGCUUGAUGUUGGGUAUGUCUACGACGAACCUGCUCAUUCAGUGCUGAGGAAAUGGCUUCUGUUGAGCGAUCUGGAGGACUCGAGCUCUGGGCCCAAGGGUUACCUGAAAGUCAGCAUCAUCCUCGCGGGGAACGGAGAUGAACCGCAGACUGAGCGCCGGGAGGUGAACGACGAGCAGGAUGACAUAGAGAGCAACCUCCUGGUGCCGGCUGGGGUGACCCUGCGCUCGGCCAGCAUCAGCCUCAAGGUGUACCGGGCCGAGGACAUGCCUCAGAUGGAUGAUGCAUUUAUUCAGACGGUCAAACAGGUUUUUGGAAAGGAUGGCGACAAGAAAAACUUGGUGGAUCCAUUUUUUGAGAUGAGCUACUCUGGGAAAAAGUUGGGCACCAAAAUCGUAGAGAAAAAUGCAAACCCUGAGUGGAACCAAGUCAUGAAUAUUCAGGCCAAGUUCCCAUUCAUGUCUGAGUGCAUCAAGUUGACUGUUUUUGACUGGGAUCGUCUUACCAAAAAUGACGUCAUAGGAACAGCUUUUUUGAAUUUGAGCAAAAUAGCCUCAUCUGGGGGGGAAAUUGAGGAACCUCAGGCUGAGAAUACCAACACACUUUCAUCUGAAUUGAGCACGGCCGAGUCCGAGGUGGGCUUCCUCCCGGCCUUCGGUCCGUGCUACAUCAACCUGUACGGGAGCCCCAGGGAGUUCAGCGGCCUGCCUGACCCCUACGACGAGCUCAACACGGGCAAGGGGGAAGGUGUAGCCUACAGAGGUCGGGUGCUCGUCGAGCUGUCCUCCAAGCUGGACGAGAAAGUGGACAAGAGAGUGGAGGACAUUUCCAGCGAUGACAUCCUGUUGGCGCAGAAAUACCAGCGGAAGAGGAAGUACUCGCUGUGCGCCGUCUUCCACAGUGCCUGCAUGCUCCAGGAGCCCGGCGAGCCCAUCCAGUUUGAGGUCAGCAUCGGGAACUACGGCAACAAGCUGGACACCACCUGCAAGCCCCUGGCGUCCACCACGCAGUUCAGCUACGGCGUGUUCGACGGUAACCACUACUAUUACCUUCCCUGGGCGGACACUAAGCCUGUUGUGAUCCUCACAUCUUUCUGGGAAGACAUCAACCACCGCCUGGACUCUGUCAACGUCCUCCUGCUCAUCGCAGAGAGACUUGAGGACAACCUCACCUCAUUGAAGACGGCCAUCUUGGCCAAGGAGCCUGAGUCCCGUCUGGUGGAGAUUUGGCUGAAGCUCGUAAAUCACACGAUCGAAGACCUCAGCAGUUUCAAGCUCCCUGUGAUGGAGGGCCAGGCCAACCUGACCGCCCUGGACCUGCAGAUCAAGAAGCUGCGAGACGCGUCGGUGGCGAGCAUCAGACAGAUGGCCCAGCGCAUGAGGCAGGAGGCCACCGACGUUAAGGCCACCGUCAGCGAGUUUGAGGACUGGCUGGAGCGGCUCAAGCAGUUGGCAGAGGAGCCUCAGAACAGUUUCCCAGACGUGAUCAUCUGGAUGAUGCGCGGGGAGAAGCGGGUGGCCUACGCCCGUGUCCCGGCCAAUCGGAUCCUCUACUCCACCAUGGGGGAGGAGGCCUGUGGGAAGUUCUGUGGGCGGACCCAGACCAUCUUCAUGCAGUAUCCAAUGGACAAGGACAAGGGCGUGAAGAUCCCGGUGCAGCUGCGGGUCAACAUGUGGCUGGGUCUGUCGGCCCAUGAGAAGAAGUUCAACAGCUUCGCCGAGGGAACCUUCAGCGUGUUCGCAGAAAUGUAUGAGAACCAGGCCAAGGUGAUCAGGAACUGGGGCACCACCGGCCUGGUCGGCCGCCACAAGUUCUCGGACGUGACUGGGAAGGUGAAGCUGAAGCAGGAGCGCUUCAUGCCGCCGCGAGACUGGGACUGGGAGGGAGACUGGUUCUUUGAGCCCGAGAGGUGCCUGUUGACAGAAGCAGAUGCCGGCCACACAGAGUUCACAGACGAAGUGUUUCAGAACGAGACGCGUUUCCCCGGGGGUGAAUGGGCACCAGCCAGCGAGCCGUACACAGACGUGAAUGGAGAGCAGGCUCAGAGCCCAGGGGAGAUGGACUGCCCCCCCGGGUGGAUUUGGGAGGACGAGUGGAGCUACGAUGUCAACAGAGCUGUGGACGAGAAAGGCUGGGAGUAUGGAGUCACCAUUCCCCCCGAAGACAAGCCCAAAUCCUGGGGGGCCGCAGAGAAGAUGUACCACGUCCACCGGAGGAAGAGGCUGGUACGGCCACGCAGACGGACAUCGGACGUCAUGCCCACCAUAGAGAGACGGACAUCUGGAGACGACUGGGAGUACUCCUCUCUGAUUGGCUGGAAGUUCCACAGGAAGGAGCGAUCAUCAGACAUGUUCCGGCGGCGACGUUGGCGAAGAAAGAUGGCUCCCUCAGACCGCAUGGGGGCGUCGGCCAUCUUCAGGCUGGAAGGGGCCCUGGGUGUUGACGUUGACGAGAAAGCCAGCAAGGCAGACGCGACAAAACUGUUUGGAGCAAACACUCCCAAUGUUUCCUGUAAUUUCAGCCGGUGCUACAGGUACCAUCUCAGAGUGUACGUCUACCAGGCCAAGACGCUCUGUGCCAUGGACAAAGACAGCUUUUCCGACCCCUACGUCCACGUAUCCUUCCUGAACGUCAGCAAGACCACCGAGGUGGUGAGGUCCACCCUGAACCCCACCUGGGACCAGACGCUGAUUUUCGAGGACGUGGAGGUCUACGGAGACCCCAAGACCAUCGCCCGCAACCCCCCCGACGUGGUGAUGGAGCUGUACGACAGCGACCAAGUGGGCAGAGACGAGGCCCUGGGUCGAUGCACGUGCCCUCCCAUAGUGAAUCUGAACCCCGCUGUGGCCAUCAACCCCAAGCUGCUGUGGUACCCGGUCACCAAGAAGGGCCGUGAUGCAGGACAGAUGCUGGUGGCUGCUGAGCUCCUGCUGAAAGACGGGGUGAAGGAGGGAGAUCUCCCCCUUCUCCCCCCGGUGAAAGGGGACAGCCUCUUCAUGGUUCCUCAGGGAAUCAGGCCUGUGGUGCAGCUCACCGCCAUAGAGGUCCUGACCUGGGGCUUGAGGAACAUGAAGACCUACCAGCUGGCCAGCGUCUCCUCCCCCAGCCUGGUGGUGGAAUGCGGCGGCGAGGUGGUGCACACCGCCGUCAUCAAGAACUUCAAGAAGAACCCAAACUUCCCCGGCUCCGUGCUGCUGCUCAAAGUGCUUUUGCCUAAACAGGAGAUGUACACCCCACCCAUUAUUCUGAAGGUGGUGGACCACCGACCGUUUGGCAGAAAGCCCGUGGUCGGUCAGUGUACCAUCGACUCCCUGGAGGAGUUCCGCUGCGACCCGUACCUCAACAACAAUGAGAUGGUCAUGUCUGCCAAAAUGGCGAUGAUUUCAUCUGCCCCAGGCGAUGUGGUCAUAACCAUCGAAGACAGACCCAUUGUAAGAGCUGAGAUUCAAGAAGAACAGCAGGAAGAUACGGUGGACUGGUGGAGUAAGUUCUAUGCAUCCAUAGGAGAGAAGGAGAAGUGUGGUCCUUACCUUCAAAAGGGAUAUGACACACUGCAGGUGUAUGACUGUGAACUUGAAGACGUGUCCGAGUUCUGUGGGCUGACAGACUUCUGCCGCACCUUCAAACUGCAGCGAGGCAAGAUGGAGGAUGAGGAUGAAGACCCGUCCGUGGUGGGAGAGUUCAAGGGCUCCUUCCGAGUGUACCCGCUGUACGAGGACCCCGGGAUGGCUGCUCCUCCACGCCAGUUCAGGGAGCUGCCCGAGAGUGGGCCUCAGGAGUGCCUGGUCAGGAUCUACGUGGUGCGCUGCUCUGACCUGCAGCCCAAGGACAACAACGGCCUGUGCGACCCCUACAUUAAGAUUAAUCUUGGGAGGAGAACAGUAGAUGACAGAGAAAACUACAAACCCAACACACUCAAUCCAGAGUUCGGCCGGACGUUUGAGAUGUCCUGCUUCCUCCCCCAUGACAAGGAUUUGAAGAUCGCCGUCUAUGACUUUGACCUGCUGAGUCGGGACGAGAAAGUGGGCGAGACCAUCAUCGAUCUGGAGAACAGACUCCUCUCGCGCUUCAGCUCUUACUGUGGCCUUCCACAGACCUAUUGCAUCUCAGGGAGCAACCAGUGGCGGGACCAGCUGAAGCCGUCUCAGAUCCUGCAGAACCUGGCCAAGCUGAGGGGAAUUCCUCCCCCGGGUUUACAGAUGGACGGCAGCUCUCUGUCCUUUGAAGGGAAGCAGUACAGCCUGAUGGACUUUGAGGCCAAUAAGGUUGAACAUCAGCAUCUUGGCCCACCGAAGGAAAGGCUGGCCCUGCAUGUCCUCAGGAACCAGGGGUUGGUACCGGAGCAUGUGGAGACCAGGACUCUGUACAGUUCUUUUCAGCCAACACUAUCCCAGGGGAAAAUUCAAAUGUGGGUGGACAUCUUCCCCAAGAGUCUUGGCGUGCCUGGGCCGCCGUCUGACAUAGAGCCGCGCAAAGCCAAACGGUACCACCUGCGGACCAUCAUCUGGAACACAACAGAUGUCAUACUGGACGAAACAAGCAUCACUGGAGAAAACAUGAGUGACAUCUACGUUAAAGGAUGGAUGCCGGGGAUGGAGGAGGAUAAGCAGAAGACGGACGUCCACUACAGAUCCCUGGACGGAGACGGGAACUUCAACUGGAGGUUCAUCUUCGGGUUUGACUACCUGCCGGCAGAACAACUGUGUCUGGUCUCGAAAAAAAACCGCUUUUGGAAUCUGGACAAAACCGAAUUUAGGAUCCCUCCGAAGGUGAACAUCCAGAUUUGGGACAAUGACAAAUUCUCCCUUGAUGAUUACCUAGGCACAGUGGAGCUGGAUCUGCUGCAUCUGAUCCCUCCAGCUAAAAGCCCAGAGAAAUGCAGCAUGAAGAUGAUACCGGGCAUGGAAGGCUCAAGCCUGUCCAAAACUUCAAAGGCUACCUCCUUGUUCGCCCAGAAGUCAGUGCGAGGCUGGUGGCCUUGCCUGAUUGAGCAGGAUGGAAAACAUGUGAUUGGGGGGAAGGUGGAGAUGACCUUAGAGAUUGUGGAAGAGAAGGAAGUGGAGGAAAAACCAGCAGGGAAGGGCAGGGAUGAGCCCAACAUGAACCCCAGACUGGAGUCUCCCAACCGCCCUGACACAUCGUUCUUCUGGUUCACAAAUCCCUGCAAGACAAUGAAAUUCAUUGUGUGGCGCAGAUUCAAAUGGAUUUUCAUCAUAUCCAUUAUUCUAAUACUGGUGAUCCUGUUCCUGGCAAUCAUGCUCUACUCCCUGCCUAACUACAUCUCAAUGAAGAUUGUGAAGCCUUUCUCAUAGUCAGUGCUUCCAAGGCUGCUUCCCUGCUCCAGAAAACCCAGAGGGAUGAUGGUUCACUAUAGCCAGUAACCCGCCCCUAUGACCAAUAAAUUGAACAAAAUAAAGGUUUUAAUGCCUGCUAUUAUUCAGAUUGAUUAACUUCUUUGAAAGGCACUUGGGGCUUUUUGCACUAGUACGAAUAACGCUGAAUAUGUUGUUUGUUGUUUUCAGCGUUUAUGUAUUUUGUAUGCUGGUAAUAUCUAUGAAAUGUGAGCUUUUAAAUAAACGUAUUAAUGACUUGUUUA
Messenger RNA from Gadus macrocephalus (Pacific cod), 6651 nucleotides. RefSeq names its product myoferlin like (gene myofl). Gene Ontology annotation, biological process: plasma membrane organization. The record is from RefSeq and is a predicted model, not a curated record. The coding region runs from base 200 to 6367 and encodes 2055 amino acids. Lineage: Eukaryota; Metazoa; Chordata; Actinopteri; Gadiformes; Gadidae. Gene Ontology annotation, cellular component: membrane. The transcript has 54 exons.